Messenger RNA from Pediculus humanus corporis (human body louse), 2127 nucleotides. Its product is annotated as yeats2, putative. The transcript has 4 exons. Gene Ontology annotation, cellular component: NuA4 histone acetyltransferase complex. The record is from RefSeq and is a predicted model, not a curated record. Lineage: Eukaryota; Metazoa; Arthropoda; Insecta; Psocodea; Pediculidae. Gene Ontology annotation, molecular function: histone binding. The coding region runs from base 1 to 2127 and encodes 708 amino acids. Gene Ontology annotation, biological process: regulation of transcription by RNA polymerase II; chromatin remodeling.
AUGGAAGAUAACGAAAGUGAAAGACAAAAAUUACAAAAAAUAAAAAGCAUUAUUGAAAGAGAAAUAGAUAAAGAAUUAACUAGUAAACAAAAUGAAGUAUCUGAAAUCACAGAGAAAAUAAAAAAUGUACUUAGAAAUCUUGAAUUAUUAAAAUAUGUUGUCGCUGUUAGUUAUUACGAUCAGAAUCCAGGUCAAGAUGAAGAAACUGAUGAAAAAUUUCAAAAUCAAAUUCAUCCUUGUGUCAAAAAACUUUUACCGUUUAAAUCAAAUUACAAUAAAUCAAUGGGUGAUGUACUCGGAAGUCAUUCUUACGAAACGAGAAAAAGUAAAAAAACAGAUCAAUGUGUUGUUCAAUCGACAGUUUCUAAUAUAAAAAAAGAAGAGUCUAAUGUUAAUCAGCAAAACAAUUUAAAAAUGCCUCAGUAUGUACCACCCUUACCUAAUAAAAAUGAAACCAUACCUUCAUGUAAUUCUUCUGCUGGGAAUGGAUCUAAAGUUUCUUAUAGAGUAAUAGUAGGAAAUGUUUCAAAAUGGAUACCACCUGAUACAAGGGAAGAUAAAUCCACUCACAAAUGGAUGGUUUAUAUUAGAAAUAAAGAUGAAAGUAAAGAUGUAACAAAAUUAUUAAAAAAAGUUCGUUAUUUUUUACACGAAAGUUAUAAACCUCACGACAUAAUAGACGUUACAUCUCCAUUUCAAUUAACUCGAAGAGGGUGGGGUGAAUUUCCAAUAAGAGUUCAACUACAUUUUAUUCAUCCUUUAAAUAAACCGGUUGAUAUUAUUCAUAAUUUAAAAUUAGAUAUGUCUUGUUCUGGUGUUCAAAUGCUCGGAGGAGAAACGGUCGUUGAAGUUAGCCUUCAUCAAAAUGAAGAUUUAAACAAUAUGGCGACAAAUGAAAACCUGAUAAAACAAGAAGUUAUAACAAAUUUAAAUUGGAUAAAAGAAGAACCGAUUGAUGAAAAGCAAGACGUGUACGAUGAUAGUUUAUUGACGAAUAUUAACGGUUUUAAAUCUGCCACGAAUGGAAUGGUUGAAAAUUUAGAUAUCAAUAAUGAUGAAAUCGACGUGGUCGUAAAAAAAGAAGAACCAGAGGAUGAUUUUACCAAUUCCGAUGUAUAUAAUAUUAAAAUGGAAGAAAUGAAAUUAGCAAUUAAUAACAGUAGAAAAUUUCUUUUGGAUCGAAGAAAAGCCAUCAAAACGGUAGAAAUAGAACACGAUUAUUUAAGUACAUCAGGAAAUGGACAUCUUUCGGAUGCGUACCUGAAUACAUUUUCCGAUUCCAUAAUAAAAAAAGACAAAACGAAAGGUAAUACGUCAGAAGAAGAAGAAGAUAGUAAUGGGUUUGGUAAAAACGGUUACGUUUUACAUCCCGUCAGAGAAAUAUUUAAUAAAAAAAAUCAAAUCCGUUUAACUCGAAUAACAAUGUUUUCGAAUAAAACCGAAGAAGACGUUUUCAAAACUUUGGUAGUCAAUUUUAAUAAAUUAGAAGGGGAAGGAGGACAAUCAAAACAACCGUUAAAACUAUUCAAGCACAUGUACCUUGUAAAUAUAAUGCAAAGGGCUCAAGACACGAAAUUGAAUACCGUCGAACCUUUGGUACAAUGGUUCGUUCAAAAAUGGCCGAUAAUAACGAAAUUAUCUCGCGAUCCGACAUACAGAAUAAUACAUCCGUAUUCUUGUUCGUCUGAAGAAGAAUUUUUUAAUUUUAACAUCGGAAAACAAAGAUCCGCGGAAUGGUAUCGUGCAAAAGGAAUACAGAAAAUAUUGAAAUCGUUGAAAACGACGAUACCCAUAGAAGAAGAAAUAUGGACGACGAAACAAAUAAUGUUGUGGAGUCGUUUUCACGGGUAUUUUCCAAUGAGAUAUCAAAAAGAAACUUCCAGAGAGAGGAAGAAAAAAGAAAUAGAAAUAAAUAUAAAAACGAUUCCCCCGGGAGAACAAGUUAUAAAUAAAUUCGUUUGCGAUACAGCUAAAGAAAUAGGAAUAAAAAUAAAAGAUGAAGAAAUACUAACGGGUAUCAAAUGCGAUUCGGUAUCUCGCGUCAUCUCUCAAUCCGUCGCAUCUUUUCUAGAAGAACUCGUUAGGAAAUCUUUAGCUCGUGCAUGGUCGAGAAAUCGCGAUAGGUAA